AUGACAUUGUCCAGCAAUGAAAAGCGCGCCCAGCGGAGACAAGACUGCCGUGAGGCUUUGGCAGCUCAUAUCUACGAACGACUGGGACUUAAAGUUCCCGCACACCAGGUCCGCCUACAGCCUUGUCCCGAAGACGGCUAUGCGUGGUCUGUCGCGGAAGGAUACGAAUAUCUGCUGGCAACAAACCUGGGCACUGGAUCCGUCGGCAAAUACAAUAGCAUCAUCAACAACCUAGGUCGCUCAAUGGAGGCCGUCGACCCGGAGACCCAGCCAGGCUGCACCAUCCAGAACUCGAAUCUGGGCAGAAAUAGUCCAGUUCUACGGGUUGAGAACGGAUCCUUCACGGCCACUAUCCGACGGCUAGACAGUAAGAACGAGGAGCUCGCCGAUGAGCUGGACCGGGCGUGGUCACGUUCCGAUGCAUUGCGGGCGAAGGUUGAGGAAUGGGAGGCGUGGGCAGAAGCCAUGGAACGGCAGCUAACAGAAAGCUAA
Messenger RNA from Penicillium daleae, 492 nucleotides. RefSeq lists its product as uncharacterized. Bases 1 to 492 code for a protein of 163 amino acids. The record is from RefSeq and is a predicted model, not a curated record. The transcript is spliced from 3 exons. Lineage: Eukaryota; Fungi; Ascomycota; Eurotiomycetes; Eurotiales; Aspergillaceae.